AUGCGGUACUCUAUAGUCGCUUCGGCGCUGCUAGGCGCUGGAGCUGCCCUCGCACCCGUUGACACAGGUCUCACCUGUCAAUUACCUCCAAACGAAUUGCUCGUAGGAUCUGAACAAUGCCAAGGUGGUCUGCUCGACGCGAAGACUGUCCUAGCCUGCCAUACGGGCUGGGACGCCUCGCGCGGUGGGCUCCUGUCGCUGUCCAAGGAUGCCACUGCUUGUAUCUUGACCGGGUUCGAAGCUCUCCAGGUCCAUGACCUCCACGUCGCUCCGAUUUGUAACCAGACCCAGAUGGAUGCUUGCGCGAAGGUCAUGUCUGGUCACUUGUCUGAAGUCGAUGCGGAAUAUUUAGAUAUGCCCGCCCUCCGAGAAGCACCUGUUGAGAUGGUGGCGCAUCAAUUGAAGGGUGACGCCAAAUACGACCAAGCCCUCCUCGGCAAGCCAUCUCGUAAUAUCGAGCUUCAAUCCUCCGCUCGCCGCCAGCAACCUCGCAGCGCCUCGGCACGCAGGCACGCCAAUGCCAACCAAGUCAAGCUUCCCGUUCGGAACAACAACUUGUCCUCGCCGACAACUGCCACCGCGCAGGAAAAGCAACCAGCUUCGACAACACCUCGAAUCCGCUCUACGAGCGACCUGUUCUCCGCAACAGCCACAUUCCUUCCUUCUGCUCCCGGCAACAAGCACUUUGCCGGCAUGGCUUGCGCAUUAGCCAUCGUCUCGCUCAUCUUCGUCAUCUGGAUGUAA
This is a messenger RNA of Verticillium nonalfalfae, 744 nucleotides long. RefSeq lists its product as uncharacterized. Bases 1 to 744 code for a protein of 247 amino acids. NCBI's taxonomy places the organism in Eukaryota, Fungi, Ascomycota, Sordariomycetes, Glomerellales, Plectosphaerellaceae. The record is from RefSeq and is a predicted model, not a curated record. The transcript is spliced from 3 exons.